Porites lobata is the source of this 17415-nucleotide messenger RNA. Lineage: Eukaryota; Metazoa; Cnidaria; Anthozoa; Scleractinia; Poritidae. The record is from the annotation of a GenBank genome assembly.
CGGCGGACAGUGCUAACCUGUCACACAAUCUUACUUUAUGUUGAAUUUACAUGUAUUAUGUUUCUCUGCCUGUUGUUACGAAGAUGUCCAAGCCUAAUGUGAGUGAAGGGUUUCGUCAGAAGGUGAAGCAGUUUUUUGGCGCGAAGAAAGGCCAUGUUACUCCCGUAUACGAAGGUCCCAAACCAGAUGAAUUUUUGUUUCAUCAAGAAUUGCUUCAGGUAGAUUCAUAGUUUAACUUCAGAGUUGGGAAAUAUUUCGUCUUCAUUAGCGAUUAUAGUUAUUACAGCUGAUGGUUAACUCUUGCAUCAGGAAUGGAAUUUUAUGUCGAUGUCAUUCAAUGAUAUUAAGGCAAAUUAAUGAAAGUAAUGAUUUGGUUGUCAAUCAAUUUAGCCGAGAAUGGCCAAUUAUAGAUAGUUGAUUCAUUCAAACUGCCAAUAGUAUAGAAAUCCAUCACUGAAUAGAUAAUUCACUGUAAAUGGAACUGUAAAAGAAAAGACCUUCUUAAUAAGAAAGAAGGAUGUUGUCAUAUCGAUCAUUAGAAAAAUCCAACUAGUGGUCUAUUAUCAACGCUGCAUUCUGAUUGGUUGAGCUACUACUAGGCUAUAUGUUAUAGCCCACUAGUAGCGAAAAGCCCCGGCUUUGAAAACCAAAACAAUGGCAGCUGAAUUGCGUUUUGCUAGCUAAAGUUGUCUUGUCUCUAUAUUUUUGACCAACUAGUUGGAUUUUACUAAAACAAUUAUUCCUCUCACCCUCGUGGCCUCUGAGUCAAUAGCCCAUUCGGCCACUAUUGACUCAGAGCCCAUUUGGGCUAGAGGAAUAAUAAUUGUUAAAUAUGUUGAUCGAGCGUCGGUCGAGUAUCGGUUGCAUAUCGGUCGAGUGUUGGUGGAGUAUUGGUUGAGUAUUGACUGACGUAUCGAUUGAUCAUCAGUCAACUGUCAGUCGACAUUUGGUCGUAAUAGUAUCUGUAGUGUGUCGGUAAUGUAGUAUCAGGAUGUAUUGGUGGUGUAUUGAUCGAGGGUGGUGAGUGCUGAGAGAGACUUUGUAUCUUGAUUAAAUUAUGUGGUUCCAAAUGCCAAUUACAGUUUUGGGAGGUUCAAUGGAACCAAAAUGGACAAGGAAACCAAUUUUUUUCCCCUACAUGUUUUGCCCACAACUGGACGCCAUACUUUUUAUUGAGAAAAUUUCUCUUCCGUUUUUAACAAAACCAAUAUUAUUUUAGGUUUCUGAGAAACUGCCCACCUACCACUCCCCUAAACUAACAUUUUUCCCUAAGUGAGAAUUAAUGUUAGCUUAGGGGAGGCGUAGGAGGGCAGUUUCCCAGAAACCCAAAUUGAUGCUAAUGCUGAAAAGUUUAGCGUCUUAACUGAGGUCCGAGUGUUGGUGAAUUGGUGAUCCAUCACCGGAGUACUGACAGACUAAUGACUGACUAUCGACCAGUGAAUUAUAGGGGCCAACUAUCGGCCACAUUUCCAAUUCGACUGUCACUUGGUCGAUAUAUAAACUGAUGCUCGACCGAAGCUCCACCAACACUCACUUGACACUUGCCCGACACUUGACCGAGACUGGAAUGAGACUCGGCCAAUAUAUCAACUGAUAUGUCGACCGAUACGCCGACUGAUAUGUCUGUCAAUAGCCCCUAUAAGACACAAGAUCCUGUUGCUUUGGGCAUUGAACUUUGCACACUUGGAAGCUAUUGUUUGGCACUCACUCAAGCAAAUCAUUGCUCAGCAGUGAGUGCCAUAUGCCCAAAUGCCCAUUUACCAAUGAUCAAUUGUGAAAGCAAUCUUUAUUGAAUUAGGUAUAUACAGUUGUAUGUCUAUACUAGUGGUAUGCCAGUCAUCGAUCACAAUCAAUCAUUGGUUGUAAAUGUUAAAGUGAUGCAAAAAUCAAUUAUUAUGGAACAUUUGUCAUCCAUUAUUAUUUUGCUUUAUGUUCCUACCAUAGGAAAUCAGCAAGGAAAACCCGGCCCUGUCAAACAGGGUCAAAGUUUUAAAAGACCUUUGUGACUUUUUGGUCAGUCGGCGAGUGGAAAAUGUGAGUAGUCUUAGACUUAAGUUAUAAACGGCAAUUUAAGUAGAAAUAUAUAUGUAUCACAAAACCUCAUAUUCAGGUCUUUCCUGGAGCAUGCUGAUUGUACAUUAUUGUUACCCUGGAGAUAGCAAUACAUGUAUGUGAUUAGUAUAAAAUCAUCUGCCUGAGCCUGAGCCUUUGUCAGUUAGUUUUAAGGAGCCACAGUCUUUAUUUUGUAAUUUCUGUUAUCUUUAUGUUAUUUUUUGGGUAGUCUGUAGAGGGGGCCCAUACCAUAAGGUAGUUGCUAUGAACCCCGAUCGCUAGUGUGUCCUUGGAGCGGGGGUAAGCGUUUUUGGGUCAUCAACAAAGUACUCGUUCCAAAAAGAUUGGAAAUACAGACCUCACAACAGCUGUGUGGUGAUAAAUUUAGGGUUAGGAAAUUUAAUGAAUCAAGUUCCUCGUCAGUUUGCCUUGUAUAGUGACCCUAAAUGGAACUUGUUUCACUCUGUUUCCUAACCCUAAUAAUCACCUAAGUUUAGAGUCAUUUGGUAGCUAGUCUGUGGCAAUUUGCAAACCGCAUAAUACCCCUGCCAUAAAUAGUACAGUGGAAUCCUGAUACGGAGAAGUGCCAAGAGACUGGGAAAAUCAUUUGUACAUGGUCAGUACAAUGGAACCUCCAUAUAAUGAACCUCCAUAAAACAAAGUCCAAGGUAUAAUGAACGAUUUUCUUUACCCCAGUAAUAGUAAAAUGUAUGAAAAAGAACCUCGAUAUAACAAAACCUCGGUAUGGCGAACAAAUUUUGCCAGUCCCUUGGCCCUUCAUUACAUUGAGGUUCCACUGUACCUGUAUUUGGUCCUUCUCUACAGAAAAUAUCUUUUGUUAGGGUUUAUUGUACUAGCAUGGUUGCCACAGGUCAGGAAAUAGUCAGGGGAAAUAAGAUUUCUUCAAGGUCAGGGAAAAGUCAUUGAAUUUCACUUGGAGUCAGGGAAAAUUUAAGUCUUUGAAAGAAGUCAGAGAAAAGUGAAAUUUUAAUGGUACAUUUUUACAAUUUUACAAACAUGAAUUAUUGUGUUGUAUUGGUAGAAUGUUGUUUUAUAAAUGAAAUUGAACAACAAGCUGAUGUUGGGUUUUCAAAAAAAAUCAAUCCUGUUUGCACGUUAAAUUAAGGAACUAUCAAUUCAUGUACACCAUGUGUGACUUGCUGAAAGCGUAAAUAAAUGGGUGGGGGGAUGGCCGUGAGUGGAGCAUUGAUCGAGUCUAUUUGGGACUAAUUUGUGAAAUCGUAAUUUCAGUUGGUCAGGGAAAUUUUACAUUUGUCAGGAAAAAGUCAGGAAAAAGUCACGGAAUUUCAGAAUCCUCUGGCUGUGGCAACCAUGACUAGGGUUUUGCUGGUAUAUACCAUACUUUAAUCUCUCAAGAGGGUGUGUUUUAGUAAUCACACCACAGUCAGGCAGGUAGCCUGACAGCAUAUGUAUUCCUAUGAAAAUGCUGUGCUUAAAGUGAGCCACUGGUUUAGAAGUUUUAAGGGGAUCUCAAUUGCCAAGAAAAUUUCCUUGAGAAAGGUGACUGUAUGACUACAGAGUUCAAGCUAAGUGACAUAGCUUCUGGUUAUCUGGUAAAUUGUACUUCCUGAAAGUGCCAUUUCCCCGGUGAUGUUUGAAUGUGAGAGCUGCUAUAACAUUAUGUUAUGUGCUUGUUGUCAUAAUUGAAUCUGGGAGUUAUAUUUGUUUUUGGAGGCUAUAUAUUGAGGCAGAUAUGUUCUUGUCUUCAUCCACAGCAUGCCAUUGAAGCAGCCUGGGCUGCAGUUGAGGAUCUGCUAAAUCCAAACAGCCCAGUGGAAGCACGUCAUGUUACAUUUCAUUUUCUAACUGUUAUGGUGUCUGGACAGGUCAGUCACUUGCUGUAAUUUUUUGUUAUUGUCUUUUGAAAAAGUGAUAGCUAUACACCUGUUAAACCACUGAUAUAAAUUCAUUUUUUCUUUGCAGAUCGACAGACUUGGCAUUUUAAGGUGUCAUUUCUUCUCUGUUGUUGCUAAUCACAAGAUUCCAGAAGAUGUUUCACCGAGGUAAGUACCACACUGGUCAAACAUUGUGUUUUACCAGAAUAUAUCCACACUCCCCACAGAGGGUAUUUUUUAAAUUAACUCCCCUUCCCCUACCAGUUUAAUUCAAUGACCAUACUUUGUGCAAACUAUUUGGCUCUUAAUACCUCACCCCCAACCCUAGAAUUUUCCAGUGACCCUUCAAGGGGUUGAUAUGGAUAUCUGCAAACACACUUUAUGUGGAAACUAUAUUAAUAAUAAUAAUAAUAAUAAUAAUAAUAAUAAUAAUAAAAAAUAUUUAUAUAGCGCUUAUACUUUUCAGUGCUAUUAGAGCUUUACAAUUAAUCUGUUAGAGGGAUCAUUAAAAUCUCUGAUCCUGCUGGUUCAAACACAUUUGUUACACCUCCCAAUUCAGCACAUUUUCUGAUUAACCCAUUCGCCCCUGAACCACCCGUAACCGCCCGUGCGGAUCCAGGUCCUUUCUACCCUUUGUGACGUCAUCAGUUUUAACGGUCAAGGACAACUUUCUUCGCUAACUUGUGCAGAGUGAAGAGAUCUUUCAAACCAUACCAGAAUGAGCACAAUUCAGUCAAGGACACCGGAGAAAGAAGCAAAAAACCACGUGACAAGGACCUGAAAAUCUCCAUGAAAAUCUUGUUCCAUUAGUUUACCCACCUACCUUUCCUUUCAUCUAAUCCUAAGAUCCUAAAAGCUUUCCUAAAAACUCUUCCCACCAAAAUGAAGCCUACUAAAUGCCCAGCAAGAGAAAAAAAAAAAUGAGGCAAGAAAAGCGAAAAAAGAAGGGAGGAGAGAAAGCGAGAAGUCGAAAUUUUGCUUUCUGCGCAUGCCUGAACUUCGCAAGCUGAUAUUUUGCAUCUGGAUCAGAAGGCCGCCAAGUGUACGACCUGUAAACCGGUUUGUGGUAAGUUUUAGCUCUUUAUAGCUCGACAGUGACCAGAAAACCACUCAACUAGCUUCAAAACGCGUUUUUCGGCAAAAUCUCCAGUAGCGAAUGGGUUAAGUGAACUGAUUAACUUGCCAUGCGGGACAAAACUUACGUGUAUUAUGCAGUGACAGGUCAUGUAUCUUGCCUGCCAGUCAUCCAGCAAACAAUUAUUAAUUUUUUUGCAGCCAGGACAAAAAAACUAAAUUUAUAAUUUUUUGUUAGUUUCCCCUCACCUUGUCCUUCAAUGUUCACUGAGUGCCUAAUGGAAAUAAAAUGUACUGUUUCCUUUUGGGACAGAUAUCCUUAAAAUGAAUUGCCCUUUUAUUAAUGGCUCCUUCAUCCAAGAAACAAUAACAACUUUGGCGUCACUUUUUAAAUACAAUCUCUGUCCUUUUUAAUUACCCUUUUCCUUCAAAUUUUCUCUAAAUAAUGUGUAAUGUCAAGAUUUUAAAGGACAUCAGAAGUAGACAAAUUUGAGAAGCUGAUUAUGGAGAUGUCAUACUGAUAAUUUUGAUUUAAUUAACUAAUCUUCAGACUGGAUAUGUUAAAGGCUCUGAGUGAUAAUGGAAAAGACAUCUCAUAUUUUGAAGAGCUGACAGGUAAGAAAAAAUUUAACUUGACUAGUCUAAUUCCAUUGUUUCGUGUUUAUAGUUUUACCGUAUCUGGCAUUGUGUAUAAAAUUAAUGCAGGUUAAUUGUUGUAUAAUAACAUCACUACAGGCCCUUUUCUGUUGUCGUGGAUGCCAGAAGUCAUGCAGGAAGGAAGGUGAAUAUUAAAUAUUUCAAGAUUUUUCAUCCCCACCCCUCUCCUAGAUGUUUGUCUGACCUGUCACACGAUCACACAAUCUACCUAACAAUCCUGAUGAGGCAGAGAAAUGUAUUUUUAGGAAGCUUUCUCCCCUGUGGUUGAGCCUGAAUGCAGUGCUGUCAACUCUCCCGGAUAAUCCGGAAGACCCCAGAUUUUGAACCGUAUCUCCCGGUCUCCAGAUUAGAGUCUGAAAUCUCCCAAAUAAUCGCCAAAGUUUGCCAUUUCUUGUAGAUUCGACUCUCUGACAAUGAAAUUUCAAAUAUUUUGCGUUGUUUGAGCUAUUUUAUUUUGAACAUUUCCUUAUAAACUCCGGUAUGCCAUUGAAAUAUGAUAAGCAAUAACUUGAUUGGUGGCAAGUAAACCAAUCAGGUCAAAUGUUACAAUUCCAACUACAUCUUUUUUUGCGCAUUUUUGGAGAAAUGACGCCAUGGGUUGUGCAUUAUGACGUCAACUACCAUUUCUCAAUAUUUGAAGACUUAAAGGGUUGACAGCCCUGUGUUUGUGUGUUGACAUGUAUCUUAUUUUAAACCCUUAAAACUCUAGCAUCAAAAUUCAGAUUCACGUUGUCCCUAUAAGUUUUCUAUGGAAGUACUGGAAGAAUUUGUUAAAGGAUCAAAUAGAUUGAUCAUGUCCUAGCUAGAUUCUUGUCACAAUGUAUUUUGUAAAGCAUUAAUAUUACAAGGAGAAAUUUGAUGCUGAUCAAUCUUAGGCUUAAAGAAUUUUAAUAUUACUUUGUUUUCCUUGUAGAAUGGAUGUCUUUAUGCCUCUUGUGAUCAACGUUAUCCACUAUAACUCAAGUUUUCUUGAUGAAGAUAUCAUAUCAGGCAUCGUAAGGUAAGUGAACAAUCAACAUAGCCUGAAUUUCAUCCGAUUACUUUAAGUCGUUAUUACUCCCUCAGUAAGUUACUGAGGGAGUAAUAACGACUCGAAGUAAUCGUAUGAAGUUCAGGCUAACAAUCUACAAUGAGUUUCAAGUUUUUAAAAGUAUGAAUGGUCUUUGAACUUUGAGAAGAACUACAGCUAUUAUUUGGCAAUAAUAUGAAAUAAUCCGAUUUUACCAGUGGGAAAUAUUUUUUACGAAAUUAGCGCCCAAGUGGACCCUACUGUUUAAAGAAAAUCGCGUCUUGUGAAAAAUUUUGCUGAUAUUUUUGGCUGAAAUUUCUUGUAUCAGCAUUUAUUGAUAUAAUAAAUAUGCCGAAUGAAUUUCAGAGAAAUCGUUGGAGCAGAAGUCCGUAACUAGAAAGCCCCUCCGAAUUCACCUAUGAAAUUGUUUUGGAAUUUCGACAACAAAUUGCUCUGAGGUAGAACGAGUGACCAAGUUGAAUUUUGGGGAAAAGUAAAUAUAAUGCUUGCUUAUCCUGAGGGAAAAGGCGAUCGGCAAUCGCUUUGUUCUUUAACAAGUUCUCUUCAGUUUUGUAAACACUAUAAAUUACCGCAAACUUCGCUCUGGUAACGAUUGAUUUAUUCUUGUACAUUUUUCAGAAUUCUUUCAGCAGUUUUAGCUCAAACCCUUACUGCAUAUAUUUCAAUGUAUUGCAAUGAAUCUACAUCAUUUUUUACUGCUCUGCGUUGCUUCCAAUUCAAGAAACAGGAAACUCGGAUAACACACUAGGCUGUAUCAGGUCUCAGAUAGAACUGUCGAGCGCCUUUGUUUAUGAAUACGAAAUGAGCACGUGCGACAGUUCUCCAAAGAAUUCACACCUAAGCCCGGGGGGCGAACGACAAUGCUGAAAGCCUGCGAACCGUGUAGGGUUGAUGACACCUGGCGUUCAUUUCUAAGGAGUUUUGGAAAGGAUGGGGUGACCAAAAAUUGGUUUAUUUUCUCAUAAUCAAUUUUUUCAUUUAGAGAGACUAUAUUAAUUAUAGCUUACACCAAUAAUCCAAUGAUCUGUAUACAAAAAAACUUUGCAUAGCUUAAUAAAUUUAUAACUUUAACAAAUUAGUGCAAUCUACACUGAAUGUACGUGGGUUGCACAGAUGCCGAUAAAAUACACUCGCAACGGAAUGUAUUCUGAUUACCCGGCCUUCUCCUAACUAACACGGCUUCAAUUCAAAAGAGUUAAAUCUUCGAAAUAAUGGUGCACGUAUAAUCAACAAAGUGCCUUCAAAAUUUCACAUAAAUCGCCGAUGUCUUUGGUUACGCGGACGCGUCCUUUGCAUUUCCCUGCGAUGAAACAGAUCAAGGCGUCCCUUCCACAAGAAACAUAAAUGUCCCUUAGUAAUGUAAACGUGAUGCCAAAGUUGCUAAGACGGUUUAUUACUCGCGUUGAAGAAAGGCGUCCUUUGUAGGUUUCUUUAACUGACUUAAGUCGGGCUUGAUAUUGGCGUGUGGCAGAAUAAUGCGAGAAGGGCGUUGCAGUUUGGUAUACAAGCUCCUGAAGUGGUUUACCAUGGUUGAUAAGGACAGCUCGAAGUGCUCUGCAAUCCUCCAAGGCAUCAUGGGCGGUAAACUCUUCUUUGAAGGCUUCGAAAUAAAUGUCUUGCAGCUUCAGUCUCUCUUUUCUUUUAAAUUGUUUUCUACUAGCUAUCAGAGAAUCUGCAAAAAAGAUGUCGUUGUUAAAUUCAUGCGCAAUCUGUUGUUCCUCAAUGUUACCAACCAGGCGUGGUGCAUCAAAGGACUGGCCAUUGUGAGCAAUUAGUAACUUGGGCUUGUUUCCUAGGCUUUUCAGGAACUGAAUGAAACCGUUUAAUGCCGUCCCUCUGUCAGGUGCCUCUACAGCUUUUCCAUCCUUGCACAGACAGCGAACUCCUUGCAAGUACCCAAUAGAGAGGCCAGUCGUCUUUGAGGCACCAGGGUCGAUAGUCCUCUUUGGCAAAAUGUAAGUGGAAUACUCCCUUUCUCCCUUCAGAUCAAUGCAAGCCAACUGGGUAAUCUCUGCGUCUUUCUUGAAUCCAGUUGUUUCCAGGUCGUAGAUCAGCACAACGUAGUCAUCAGGUUUUCUCCGAUUGUUCACCGGCUUACUAGGUUUCUUAACGGGCUGGGUAUUGUUGUCUUUAAGAUGCUUCUCGACUUUAACAUCCUCACCACUCACACUCAUGGCGUUCAAUUCCUCUUGGGUUACUGCUCCAAAGCCAAUUCCUAUGAGAAAUUUUAAGACUAGUUAUCUUUUACAUUCUUAAUUGUGAAAGAUCAAAGAAGCAGAACAUUGCAUGCAAAUUGAAAUAUCAAUUAAUUGAUUAAUUAAUAAUUAAUUAAUAAAUAAAAAAUACAAGGGGAAAUUUUACCUGAACAGUAAGUUGUUCCCUCCCUUCUUUCUCGGUUCUUUUGAUUGUGUUUUCUUUUUCUUUUCAGUUCUCUCCUCCUCUUUUUAGCGCUACCUUCUUGUUUUCUGUCUGCAGAUUGCUUCCUUUUCCGUUGCAUUUUGGUAACGUAAACAUUCAGCGUUUUUCCUUCCACGCAGCCAAUUUUCUUUUCCACAGCCUUCAGAUAUUCAUGUCCUUCAUUAAACUGCGCAACUGCUGCUGACACACGGUAGUCGCUGCUCUCUGAUCCUCCGUAAAAUCUUUUCUUUGGGUUCUUUGUUCCCACGACGCUAUUGAUGCAUUCAUUACGCUGUGUCGAUCCAAGGGGGGCCAGUUUCUUUGCAACGUCUUCCCGAAUAAAAGGCUGCAGCAAGCUGUUGAGAAAUUUCCUUAAUUUUUCACCGCGCAAGUUCCUUCCUCCUGGGAGAGUUGAGUGCCGAUAGCCUUCUGGGUCCUUGCUAUGUUUACACCAGAGUCCGCACUUACUGUGAUCCCCAAAGCUGUGCGGGACAAUAGCCCCAAUUCCCUCAAUAAUGCCAGCAACAUUGUUUUUGUUCUGGUGAAGAGCAUAAGAAAAACACGUUUUUAUGUGAUCAAUGAUGCUGUCAUUGAUUCUGUCAUUGUCCGGACCGAAGUCCAUUCCCUUCCCCUCGAACAAACCUUUCGUCAAAGUACAAGUUGCAUGAUUUACAUCCGACCACUUCUCUAAAUUACUGUCAACCUCCUCACGCACUCUUGCAAUAACUGUGGAGUCAUCAUCGCCUAUUAAAACCUGGUACUUUUCUUUAUGACAUAGAUCAACGGCAAUUGAUGCUUCCAUUGCUUUAGCAGAACCGGUAUGGUUGAGCCGACAGUCAUGCGGUUUAGGUUGAACUCCUCUUUUUUCCGCCUCAAGGCAUUUCCUGCAGUACGUAUUUUUUGUCCCGUAAUCGAGGCAUUUCCCCGUUUCCAAUCCCACCAUGGUGCCAUGACCCGUCCUUGAGUUACGAGCGCGCCCUUGCUUUUGCCACCCUGCGUCAAACGAACCUCUUAACCCUUCACCUUCUCCUCUACGUUUUUCCUCUCUCCUCCAUUUUUCACAGCUUUCUUUUGCUGUUUCUUCGAUUAGAAUUCCCACUUCUCUUUCAGCUUGUUUCAUCGUGUUUUCCGACACAGGUUUUAUAUUCAUUGCUGCCAUCAGGCCCUCAUACUGACUGUGCCCUAACCCUUGAUGAAGACAUCCUAAGGCAGCUCUCCGCGCAAGCAUAUUCUUGUGACUUCCCACUGGUAAAAUCGGAUUAUUUCAUAUUAUUGCCAAAUAAUAGCUGUAGUUCUUCUCAAAGUUUCGUAGACAUCGCGCUAAAACCGAAAAAGUUAUGACGCAAAGUUCUUCAUAGCUGAAUGCGCCUAUAUUAAUAACGGAGCCACCUUAAAGUAAAUACAACUUAAUUAAGGCUGGAUGUUGGGGGGAUACCUACAUGAAUUAACUCUCUUUCCUAAAAAAAUUAAUUCUGCCUUAAUUUUUUUUUCAGAGAAACCUGCCGUUUAUCAAGAACAACUAAGGAUGAAGACGAUGUUGAGGUAUUUACAUUUAGGUCCAGUUUGCCUUUUAUAAUUACACAAUGUAAACAGGGCUCAUAACCAAAGACUUACAUAAAGAGGUGUUCAUGAUCGGGGGAGAGAAGUUUGCGCCAAAAAAUCAGCUGGCCUUUUACUUGUUUCAGCAAUUAUUUUUCAGAGAGUACAAAUGAUAGUAUUACGGCGUGAACUAGACUGAAAUUGUGAGAACAAAAUCUCUCUGACAUCCCAACUUCAAACACAACAUCAAGAAAAUUUGAAUAUAGAAAAUUAAGUAGCACAAUGCCCGUUAGAUUUUUUAUAACAUCAGCAACACAGAGAACAACCUAAGUUUUGAAGUUGCAAUUCUGUUCUCAGUUUAAUAAGCGCUGUAGUAUUUUCUCGAAUGUGGGACUGUGCCGUUUGGCAACUUGAAAAAAAACUUGCCGUAAAUUAAAACUGCUAGGCACCUAGGAUUGCAAAUUUGGAAUACUUUGAGCACUCUCUGAUUCCUCUGCAAUGUGUGAACAGAGGCUAACAUUGAGAUAGAAAGGUUAAGGGUUUACUGUUUCUUUUCUUUAUUUUCCAGCUAUGCUUGUGCCUCUUGGAUGCCGUGGUUCGUUACAGCUGUCUUCCAUCUAAUGCUUUAUUUGAGUUCAUUGCUACUGCUUGCCGAGCUGUGAACAUUCAAAGAUUUUGCCCACACAGUUGGAAGGUAUUAAGAUCUUCGAUAUACAUGUACAUGUAUUUUUGAUUCAAUAAAGGUUGCUUUGGGCGUUGAGCAUUGGCAAGUGGGCAUUGGGUAUUUGAGCUUUAUACGGAACAAUGUAACUAUUUGCCUGAGUGACCACCAAACAAUAGCUCCCCAAUGCCCAAAGCAAACUUUAUAGUGCACGCACUUGUACCAUGGAACCGCGUCGCAUAAACACCCUGUUUUUAAGUCUAUUUGUUCCAGGUCUAGAGUUGCAAAUAACAGUCUCUCAUUGGUCAUUGUUGGGCUAAAUUAAAGUGGCCCGGCCAUGUCUGACGAAAAUAAUUGCUGUCGGACCCCAUGUCCGGAUAAAGCAACCAAAAAUACAACGUCAUUGAAAACGUCGCUAUUAAAAUUAAGAAAUUUUCGUCUUUUCAUACUUUAUCGCGUCUAUUGGACCAACCCAAUUUGUCAAAUGUAGGCCAUUUUUCCUGGGAUUGAAUUCUUAAGGACCUAAUCCAGGUUCAAAAAGGGAGAAGAAAAUUCGUCGUCGUAUGUUCACGUCCUCGCUUUAGGAAGUUUCACUUCGUCUUCAUGCAGCCGAGUUUCAUCAAAGAAAUAUACUAAAAAGGUUGGUGCAUGAGAAGAUGUGUUCUCGGUUUUGGUCAUAAAACCAAUUGUAUUUUGUCAGUGUCGUUGUCAUUGACGUUAAGCUCUUUAAUACCAAAGACUAUCAUUUGCAGCCUCCAGUAAUCAGUUUGCCUGCGAAUCUCUCACUAUAACUAAUUUUCGGUUAACAGGCCUAAUGUAACCAAUCGUGUGUCCAAGACAGGAUUUGCUUCAUAUUGCCCAAUCGCAGGGCCAUUUGUAAGAGGAAAAAUUCCUUGUCUUAUGAAAGACGCCUUCUUAUUUUCCCCGCGUUGAUGGCCCUAUUAUUGUUCUUUUUCGCUUGCUUAUUAGAUAAUGCGCAACUUGCUUGGAACUCAUCUUGGGCACAGUGGAGUCUAUACAAUGUGCAAUCUUUUGGAAGACAGGUAUGGCCCCUGUGGUAUCAACUGCAACACUCUGUACAUUCAUUGCAAAGCAUACAUUCACGUUAUACCCCUCUCUCCCAACAACGGCUACUUACUCCCUCCAACAAGGUGACCUUUGCAGAGGGAUUCGACUGUACAUCCAAUGGCGAAUUUAUAAUAUUGAUGGAAACAAGUUAUGGACUAGCACUCAAACACGUAAACAGAGCUGCAAAAACAGUCGUUAUCGGAAAAUGCCCGAAUAAAAUUGUUCAGUGUUCGACGAAGACGUAACUGAGGUCGGAAAUGAAGUCUCGGCAAAAUUAGUGCUAAAGCACUUCCACUUUGCAGAUAAAUAAAACGAUCUACAGUUUCUUUGGUUUAUUUUUACAGUAAUAACAGUUCCGAUGUGAUGCUGUUGCGGGGCUCCGUGUUCUUCAUUGGAAUGUGCUUAUGGGGCUCACAGCGGGUACCCAACCUAAAGUACUCUAAUUCAACUGUUCUGCCUUCAAUGUUACUAGUGAGUAUUUUUCAGUUUGUUGCAAUAGUCAGGAGCAACGCAAAGCUUAAAAGUGUUUCAAAAAUUCUAAGAACGGAAAUUAAUUUUUCACUCAGUUAAGUGUGUGCUUAAAACUAUAGUGCGUUUUUGGACAUAUCUCGAGACUUUUGAAUAAAAAAAAAUUGUAGACAAAGGCACGAACCGAAGAAAGAUUGCCAGCUAGAAACCCAAUCUCUUAUCCUGUCAUCUCGCAAAGAAUACUACUUUCUGUACGAAGAUGGAAAAAUGUUACUCUAAAGGGAUCUGUUAUGUGACGUCAUAGUUUACAGAUCGAUCUCGCGACUUGCAUUUGAGGCUCCUCAGUUUUUCCAAGUACAGUAUUUAGUCCUUGGUCGUGGUCUAUCUUUUUUUCAAAGAAUGCUGUUUUAGGGUUAGGGUUAGGGUUAGUGUCAACAGUGAUCAAACAAAAUCGGACGACCGCGUAAUGUAGUGAAAGGCCAGUUCUUCCUUUGUUUUGGAUUGGUCAGAGGUGGAGGAUGAACUCAAUAGACCUAUUCGGCUAACUCAAUGUUGUACCCAAUUGGAACCCUUUGGGAAUUAAACAUUUUGUUUCAGGAAUUUCCAUAUAAUUCAAAUGUGAAUGCCACAUGAUGAUGUAAAUAAGGGUGUCACUAAAACACGGGGUUGGGGUCUAUCUUUUUUUUAAAGAAUGCUGUUUUAGGGUUAGGGCUAGGGUUACUCUUAUGAUUACAGACCGAAUUGGACUCUACUCGGUCCUAUUACCAUUAUUAAUACGAAAAAAAAGGAAACAUAACGGGAAUAAGUACUGAAACAUUCACUAUGAAGGAACAGUGUAAUGAAGGCGAUAACGAUUUUUUUGGUUUGAUUUCACAUUCCCAGGCCCUUUCUUGUCAUCAUAGUUUAGUAGCAUUAGAAGUAGCGCUGUCUGUUCAAAGGCUGGUGAAGAAAUAUGGUCACGAUCUUCAUGUUGUGGCGUGGGAUGCAGUACUGGACAUCACUGAGGCUCUUCAACGACAGAUCGAGGUACUGAAUUAAAUAAUCAAAUCUGAGGCUAUCGUAGCGAGGAUGCCUCUGAGCUGUAAGCUUCUAACUGCAAGCUCUAUUGUAUACACUGUAAACGGCUCUGUCUAAAACCACACGAUAACGUUGUUUCACAUAUAUUGGCAACAUAGUGGAGAAUACAAAAAAAAUGGUAAAAUUAUCGAGCUCAAAAACCAUUGCAUUUACAGCGGAAAGCAGCGCACAUAGGGCUCCAAAAAGCGAUAUACGAUUUACACAGAGAGCUCAGAGAACCUGAUUCUUAAGGUUACCUUUGAUUUUCAACAUCAUUGUCCUUGUGGGAAUGGAGAACCGUCUGCGAUGGUAGAAAUUUCUAAACUUGUAUUUCAGUUGUUCGCACAGUCAAUACACUUCAAGACCCGGUACCCCGCCUGAGGCUUUAAGUGUUUAUACUACUACACGAGAAAUUUCUGCAAUUUGAUUGGCUUAGAGCAGUGGUAUUUCAGCUUAAUUUGAAAUACCUACAUGUGAAAAUUACAAACCUUUAGUGGCUAGUAGUAUAAACAAAUAAUAGCAUGAUUUGUACGUGAUAUUUGGCAUAAAUACCACUCGUGAUAUUUCAAUAAUAUAAUAUAAUAUAAUAUAAUAUAAUAUAAUAUAAUAUGUUAUAAUUGUUUCGUGGUAUUUACGCCAAAUAUCACUAAAAAUCAUGCUAUUACCUAUACAAACUCGUAUUAUUUGCUUUCAAUCUUAGUUUGUUCAUUAACUGGGGCUGCGCUUUUAAAAUUGCCUUUAAUAGUUCUUUACACCCUCUACCCGCCAUGUUUUUGACAGAGUUAUUUCUCUUUUCAUAACAGCAACAUAGCCCGGGUGAUACCGCUUUGAUCGAGAAUUUUCACAGUCUGCUGACCAGCAUAGAAGAACUUUACGAGACAGAAAAGUUUAAUGGACCAGAAGAGAGAUUUUUCAACAUAGUAGAGAAGGUUUCAAGCAACCGACCGGUUAGUAAAACAGCUUUAGUUGUUGUUAUUUCUACUAAUUUUCUACUAAGGGAAAGAAGGAGUAAGGAUUACCACGAUCGGUUAGUGCGCAUGCGCGGCCGGCCUUCUCUGCGAGAAGUUUUUAGCGGGAAGUUCUGCGUUCAGUUCUCAGGUGUAUCGACUUCUUUACUUUCCCUGCAGAGCUCCGUACUGGUGGAGAGAGGGAGGUCGGCCUCAGGAUUAUCAGUUUAAGUAAUUUUAUGAGUUGCGACGUAAAAAUUGGACCUUUUUAGUUGCCCCAGUCUAAUUGAAACAAUUAACGAUUGAGGUUAUCCUUGGUUAAAUUUUGUCUUUAAACUAAAAUAUUUUAACUACAACACACCCUUUUCCGACGGCUCAGUCAACGACCGUGCCUUUUCUCCUCAGGAAACAUUUUACAUGUACGUCUAUGCAAUCAGAUUUCAUCUCGAACUGGUACUUUUUUCUUCCCGAGCCGUUCCAUCUCUUUUUGACGAGUAAAUGGGCCUUGAUUGAACAUAGGUUGUUAUAUGCUUAGGAUGGAUUUGUUAAGUAAACUCCCUCUAAAAUGGGAUGACCUUUGGAACCACACUGUGUGUCUGUCUUAAAGAGAGUCAACUAAAAGAAGAAAAGAAUGGAAGAGUCCAACUCUGAGUGUCCGUUUAAGUGAGGUGUCCGUCUUAUAGAGGUGUCCGUUAAGAAAGAGUUGAAGUAUUUUUCUCAGACUGAAAAAAGGUAGUCACUGUUUUUUCAAAACAAUUUAAAAUGCACCCUGUUUUCAAGAAUCGUAAGCAUGCUUUUAUUUAUUUGCAGGAGCAAUCUCUUCAUAUCCUUGUGUCCUUCAGAGCUCAGGCAGUGCAUCCUGCCCAAGUAGGGUGGCUCACAAACCUUCACAGCCUAAUGGAAAAGUAUUUCAGGUACAUGCUCGUUAUACGAUGUAAGACGUUAUAGGAGAAACGUUAUAAGGGACUUUAAGAUCCGACGAGGGGAGCGCAACGAGAUCGUCAAAAAUUAAUGAUAAAUAAAUAAACAAAUAAAUAAAUAAAUAAAUAAAUAGGUUUUUAAUAGGGAAAACCUAAAUUUUGCACGUUCAUUACAAGUUUUGUACAUUUAUUUGCAACUUGGGGAGCAAGGGUGGCGCAGUGGUGUGAGCACUCGCCUCCCACCAAUGUGGCGCGGGUUCAAAUCCCGGCGUCGACGCCAUAUGUGGGUUGAGUUUGUUGUUGGUUCUCUCCCUUGCUCCGGGACGUUUUUCUCCGGGUACUCCGGUUUUCCCCUCUCCUCAAAAACCAACAUUUCCAAAUUCCAAUUCGACCAGGAAUCAGGUAGACGAAGAACCACUAUGUGGAUGUACUACAUGCAAAUCGUUAUUCAUUUAUUCAUUAUUCAUUUGCCGUUUUCAUUGCACGACUACGACGUGAAAUAGACCUCUUUAGCCUUUUCCCAGUAGAGGUCCCAGGGGAACUUGACCCUUUGUCUUUUCAUAAAUUAUGCGUAGAUAUGCAAGUGAAGAAGACGAAAUUUGAAAGAAACAGUUCUCUAGAGUGUUAUCACAUGACCUGUCUUGGGAAAACAAACAUACAAGCUAAAGAAGUCUAUUGCCAAUUUUUAAGUGUUAUGGAGAACGUAAACAAGCGGCGACGAAAUUAUAUUUCUCUUUCUGGGACAUCGUUCCUGGGAAUUCAGCUCAAGAAGCGAUUAAGACUGAAAGAACUCAAAUUCACUUUCGCUGCUCUCUCGUCCUUAGAUCUUAAAUUCCGGCAUCAUUGUUUCCUUGAUCUGUUUCAGAUAAUGAAAGGUUCCUGUGUUGUCCCUGUUAGCAUAAGAGAGAGGGGGUUUUGGUUUGCCUGUUGUUGUCCUCCUGUUAGCAUUUCAAACUUUUGUUUCGAAAACAGAGAAUAAAAAUAACGUUAGUGCACCACCUAAAAAUUAGGAAACGUUGUGAAUUUAAAUCCACUUUUUUUGCACAGAAACAGGUUAUACUACUCAGGGCAGAAAAAAUUUGAGUUUUGCUUGUCCAGGGCCUUUGCAUUCUUUCCAAGUUUAUGAUUUAUUUAGAAGACGCCCUGCCUGGGGCUUUGUCCAUCGCUGGAAUAAGCAUGCAUGGAAAGUUACUUGCCAAAUAGGAAAUUUGCUUUUCUCGGAUAACCUGCGAUACAGACGAACCUAAACCUCUGGUUAAAUCCGUUUGCGAGUCAGUGACAAGUCCUUGUUCUGGGGCCACCACCUUCGUACCAGGAUUUGAGUAGGCGCCAUGAUUAGCCUGUUAAAAAAGGCCGUUAUCAAUUAGCCAAUCAGAUUGAAGGGAAAGUGGAAACGCACCUCCUGUAAUUCGUUGAGCUCGGUGGCUGAGGGAUCAAACAAGGAUCUCGGCGCUGUUUCGCAGACGUUACUGGCCAGGUUAAGAUUACGUCUCCGAGCCAAGCUAUGACUCGGACGACCGGAUGGGACGUUUCUCGAGUUUCCGGAUUCCUUGAGCGAAAAAGCCGCAUUCCAAUUCUUGAUCUUGCUACCACCAGGUCAAAAAUUAUACAAAUGAACAAAACAAAAACACGAGUUGGAAUCUGAACUGAUAGCAGAAGGAUAAUGUGGAAUUUUUCUUAACAGGAAGAG